UCUCGUUUCGGCUGUGGGCCUGUGGCUUCCUUGUCCCCUGACUCGACGGCCCGCCGUCAAAUCUUUCGAACCCUCACCGCAAACGGCGCCAACGCAUAGAACCAGAUCUCUCUAAAGAUUCGCGUGCGCGAUUUGUCGCAUUGUGCCACGCAAUGCCCUUCACCCGCCAUUGUCUCACCAGUCCGAUCGCUUUCUGGUAUACAUAUAUCCACUUUGUCUGACCGCCCAUCACUGGUCCAACACCGGAAUCCCCUCAACGCCGUCAUCUCUCCACCGCCUCGCGCCUUUCGACCCCUCAAUCUGCCAGAGUAGCCAAUCCCGCAAUGCGUGCCUUUACAUAGCUACAGCAUGCGUCUGCGGUAAUCUUCGCAUCUCAAGUCUCUUACCUGCGUCUUAUCAUCCGCCGCCGAGUAUGGCGCUCUCAGAAAGCCCGAUUCCUAUACUCGACUCUCCCACUACCGAUGUGGCCACCAACGCUCCUCUAAUCGAUCAGAGCAAGGAGGCUUUGAAGGACAUAUCCUUUGGAUCCAUUGCAGGGAUUGUGGGAAAAUACAUCGAAUACCCAUUUGACACAGUGAAAGUUCGGUUGCAGUCCCAACCUGAUCAUGUGCCAUUAAAGUACAAAGGUCCUGUCGAUUGCUUCAAGCAAUCGCUGAGCAGAGAUGGAUUCCUUGGUCUAUAUAGAGGCAUCAGUGCGCCUUUGUUUGGAGCUGCAGUAGAGACGAGCUCUCUCUUUUUCAGCUAUCGAAUUGCUCAAGGAGCUUUUCAAUCCACCUUUCUCCAACCCGGUCAAACUUUACCAUUCUCUGCCCUUCUCCUAUGUGGCGGGGCUUCCGGUGCCUUCACCUCCAUACUCCUGACGCCUAUAGAGCUCAUCAAAUGCAAGAUGCAAGUGCCUGCUGAUAAUUCUGGAAAACAACCUAGAUUGUCGAUUCCGCAGCAGAUGGCCUCCGUAUACAGACACCAAGGUAUACUUGGAUUCUGGCGAGGUCAGAUGGGCACUUUCAUUCGUGAGACUGGGGGUUCGGCAGCAUGGUUCGGCAGCUAUGAGGGCGUUGGUUUACUACUCAAGCAGGCCAGUUCUGAUCCCACAGGCAACCAGUCUUUGCCAGUAUGGCAGCAAAUGAUGGCUGGUGCUGCUGCUGGGAUGAGCUACAAUUUCAUGUUCUAUCCAGCAGAUACGAUCAAGUCUCGUAUGCAAACAGAAGACGUAAGCAAAAUGCGUGACGGCAAACAAUCGUUUGGCGCAGUCGGAAAAAUACUUUGGCGGCAACAAGGUCUUAGAGGACUUUACAGAGGAUGCGGCAUCACUGUUGCUCGUUCUGCUCCCAGUUCAGCGUUCAUAUUCACAAUCUACGAGACGUUAAGGUCCCAUUUUGGUUAAAGGGUUUGGUGCCACUUUGAUGUGCGAAUGAAUUGCAUGAGAUGGCGUUUUGGUGGGGGUCUGGAAGGUUUAGCAUAUUGAAAGCAUUUCUUCAUGGGACAAUAGAUGGCGUGUAUUGCAUUCCCAGCUAUAAAAAACAUCGAUGAGUCUAUUGGGCUGAUGACCCCUUAAAUGGAAAUGCCCAUACUUGAAUUCAUG
Molecule: messenger RNA, 1582 nt
Organism: Pseudovirgaria hyperparasitica
Lineage: Eukaryota; Fungi; Ascomycota; Dothideomycetes; Acrospermales; Acrospermaceae
Product: putative mitochondrial ornithine carrier protein
Exons: 2
Coding region: 413-1384 (323 amino acids)
Biological process (GO): mitochondrial L-ornithine transmembrane transport
Molecular function (GO): L-ornithine transmembrane transporter activity
Source: RefSeq, a predicted model, not a curated record